UCAUCUGGCGCGGCGAAUUUCAUCAUCUUUCGCGAGACCUCGGGUGGAAGGGAUAAAGUGGUUCAAAACCAAUUCCCCUCCAAAAAGAUCCUGUUCGAGGAUUUCUAUCACCGGUGACUUGCUUGUUGGAACGUGCAAAUUAUCAGAAUGAGCGGUAAAAUGCCAACGUACGACGAGACUCACUCGGAUAAGCUCGCCCGCAAAGCCCGAGAGUCUCCCUUCAUGCCCAUCGGAAUUGCAGGCUUGGUGGCGGUAUGUGGCAUUGGGGCGUACAAGUACAAGAACCGGGGAGCCAUGUCGACGUCCGUCUUCCUGAUGCAGCUGCGAGUGGCCGCGCAAGGCACGGUGGUCGCCGCCCUGUCCAUCGGACUCGGCUACACAAUGGCAAACGAGUAUAUUUUUAACAAAAAAGAGUAGAAAGCUAAGAGGCUCUUUGGAUACUCAAAGAAGUGUAAAUAAGUAUUAACAAAUAGAGAAAAUCACUAUUUAUUCUCCUAUGAGUCCUUGGGGCAGUCCGACUCCCUUUCAUCAUCCUCCGAAAAAAAAAAUAAGAACUCGACGAAAAAGGUGUUGUUACUAGUGCUACACAAGAUGGAAACUGUGAUUGACGAGAUGUUAUCAAGCAGAGAAGAAGGAAAGAAGGAACUUGAUAGUGCAACAAAGGCAACAAUCAAUCAUUCCUCGUCCUUGGAAGCACAGGAUCGAUAUAUCUCACUUAGUUUAUUGGCGGAUUCAUCAGCUUUGCACAAAUCGUUCAAACAUUGAUGCGUCUUAAUCUCCCAACGAUUCGGAACGACUUGGAAUAAAUUUGCCGGAACUGUUUGUUAAAACCAAAAAAGUUAUAGGUAUACUAAACACAAUUUAAAGAAAAGAAAAAUAUAAUUGUACCAAGUGCGAAGCUUCAGUGUGUGCUUCUUCAUUUUCUAUUCCGAUAACGAACAGCAUGUGAUCGUGAAUUUUCCGAAUGACGUGUGAAAACUGUGGGGGGACAAAAUUGCAGACGUAGGCAGGAGGUAACGCUAUGAAAGUGAAGUGGUGUGGUUAUUUUUGGUACACGCUGGUCCACGCGAGUCUAUGAAUGAAAAGCGGUUCUAUUCCCGAUAAACACGGGUAUUCCUAUCUCCUGUCUGGGAGGGGAUAUUGCUCUUGAUGAACAUAUGUUACUACGUGACCUUCGGUGACACGGUAAUGAUUGUGACCCACUUCAGUUUAAUGAAUGUGUUAUUGUCGGCAGUGGGAAUCCGGGAGAUGUUUUUUUCUGCUAAGUCUCAAGUGAGUUUAUCAGUUUAAUGGUGUUUCAUUUUUAAUUCUGCAUAACGAUGAGCAAAGGGUUUCAAACAGUAAGUACCGGAUGAAAGAUAACGAUAAUGUUGAACUUGAAUCAUUUCAAUUGAGCAAUA
Messenger RNA from Anopheles coustani, 1400 nucleotides. Its product is annotated as HIG1 domain family member 1A, mitochondrial-like. NCBI's taxonomy places the organism in Eukaryota, Metazoa, Arthropoda, Insecta, Diptera, Culicidae. The transcript is spliced from 3 exons. Bases 148 to 417 code for a protein of 89 amino acids. Gene Ontology annotation, biological process: mitochondrial respirasome assembly. The record is from RefSeq and is a predicted model, not a curated record. Gene Ontology annotation, cellular component: mitochondrion.